AUGGCUGCCUGGUCCGUCGCAAAGCUCUCCGUCCCCUUCCUUGAGGGAAACGCUCAAUGGUCGGCCUCCAUGAACACGUCUCACCCUGGGUUCCUGUACAACUUGUCCCUCGCCCAGGCUCCCCCCAUCGUCUGGAUCGGCUGCUCCGACUCGCGCAUCCCCGAGAGUGUCAUCACCGACCAGCUCCCAGGCCAGAUCUUCACUCACCGCAACAUUGCCAACCAGUUCCAGGUCAAGGACAACAACGCAGGCGCCGUCGUCGAGUACGCUGUCGACCACCUCAACGUCUCCAACAUCGUCAUCGUCGGCCACACUGGCUGCGGUGGUAUCAAGGCUGUCUAUGACGCUGUCAACUUUACCUCUUACAUCAGCGACCACCCCGACCACACAGGCUGCGCUCACAUUGUCAGCACCAAGCCAACCGACGACCCUCUCAACAACUUCCUCAUCCCUAUCACCAAGCUCCGCCAGUGCCUCCCUGCCAACGCCACCAACAUGGACCUCACAGUCGCCAACGUCCAGAUGCAGGUCCAGAACGUCUACAAGUCGUCCAUCUUCAAGAAGGCCUGGGAGACCACUCCGGGCCGCGAGAUGUGUGUCCACGGGUGGCUGUACGACCUUUCCACUGGCCUUCUCAGCAGCCUCGGCAUGACUACGUGUGGCAACGGCAAGGUCACCACCGAUGGUAACGGCAAGCCCAAGAAGGUCUGA
Apiotrichum porosum is the source of this 711-nucleotide messenger RNA. RefSeq lists its product as uncharacterized. NCBI's taxonomy places the organism in Eukaryota, Fungi, Basidiomycota, Tremellomycetes, Trichosporonales, Trichosporonaceae. Gene Ontology annotation, biological process: carbon utilization; cellular response to carbon dioxide; cellular response to oxidative stress. The transcript is spliced from 3 exons. Bases 1 to 711 code for a protein of 236 amino acids. The record is from RefSeq and is a predicted model, not a curated record. Gene Ontology annotation, molecular function: carbonate dehydratase activity; zinc ion binding.